Hemicordylus capensis (graceful crag lizard) is the source of this 3712-nucleotide messenger RNA. RefSeq names its product nudix hydrolase 12 (gene NUDT12). Bases 381 to 1769 code for a protein of 462 amino acids. The transcript is spliced from 7 exons. Gene Ontology annotation, biological process: NADP+ catabolic process; NAD+ catabolic process. Lineage: Eukaryota; Metazoa; Chordata; Lepidosauria; Squamata; Cordylidae. Gene Ontology annotation, molecular function: protein binding; NADH pyrophosphatase activity. The record is from RefSeq and is a predicted model, not a curated record. Gene Ontology annotation, cellular component: cytosol.
CGCCCGGCGGCGCCUGUCUCCUUUGGGAACCGGCCUUUUACCGCCAUCUCCUCCACCUGGCCCUUCUCGCUUACUUGCCCGCCUGGCCACCGUCCACGGGAGGCUACUCAGGGCGCGGAGAAAGCCGUGGGCAGGCGAAGAGGAGUCGCGUGCUCUCUGCCGGCUGUUUUGCUAGCGGCGGAGCAAGAGCCGGUGGUUGAGAGGCCGGCCAAGGACCGAGGCGGUCCCCGAAGCAAACUGGGAAACUUCCGGGUGCUGUCAGUGGCCAGUCCGCCCCUGUAAUAGAGAUCCAAGCUGAUCCUUUUUAUAUCUAGUGGCGAAGGGCCAUUCUUCGAUCAACCGUAGUAUACUGGUUAGGAAGAGGUACGGCUUCUUAGAUCAUGGCAGAUAUUCAAGGGAAUCCAAAACAACAAUUGGUUGCUGAGUUUCACAAUUUUGCUGCAGCUGGAGACAAAACCAAACUUACAACACUGCUCAGUCAUUCUCCAUCCCUUAUUAAUGAAACUGCUAAGAAUGGGUGGACAGCCUUGAUGUAUGCUGCUAGAAAUGGGCAGUUUGAGAUUGUGCAGACGCUUCUUGAAAAGGGAUGCGACAAAUCCCUUAUCAAUAAAUCAAACCAGACUGCACUAGACAUUGCAAAAUUUUGGGGCUAUAAGAACAUAGCCACCUUGUUAACUAAUGUAAAGUAUGGACAGAAGCCAUUUUUCCUGAGCAGUGAAACUGGAGACCAUGAUAACUUCUUUUGCAGAACAUUUCUAGACAGAAAAAGUGAGAAAAGGGUCGAUUCUAAAUGGCUAGACAUAAAACAGAAGCAGCCAAAUACUGUAUAUAUCCUUUUUUCAAAUUUAAGUCCAUUAGCUAUAUCAGAUGAUGGUCAUGAUAGUCCCCAGUAUCCAAAAGUUAAACUUUGUAGGUUUUGCUACAAGGAUGUAAAGGAAUAUCUGGAGCAGACUGAAGCAGUCACCUUGAUUUUUCUUGGAUUGGAACUUCAGGGGAAAGACAACUUGCUUCCAAAUGGGAAAGAUGCAAAUGAAGACGAAGACAAUAGUCUAGUUGCUUGGUUUGCUCUCAGUAUAGAAGCUCCUGCUGCUGAGAGCUUUAUUCAGAAGCAUAAGGGCUGUCACUUCCUUCAGCCACCAAUGCCAGCUCUGCUGCAGCUGUCUGAAAACGAAGCUGGAGUUGUGGCUCAGGCUAGGUCUGUUCUAGCAUGGGAUCAUCGUUAUCGGUUCUGCCCAACAUGUGGCAGUGGAACUAAAUUAGAAGAUGGAGGCUACAGGAAAACUUGCUUGAAAGGAGACUGCCCCAGCCAUCAGGGAAUUCACAACACAUGCUAUCCAAGAGUUGAUCCUGUAGUGAUAAUGCAAGUUAUUCAUCCAGGUGGCAACCACUGCCUUUUGGGACGAAAAAAAAGAUUUCCUCCGGGCAUGUUUUCUUGCCUUGCCGGAUUUGUGGAACCAGGAGAGACAAUUGAAAAUGCUGUUCGAAGAGAAGUAGAGGAGGAAAGUGGAGUUAAAGUGGGCCAUGUUCGGUAUGUCUCUUGUCAACCAUGGCCAAUGCCCUCCUCCCUAAUGAUUGGAUGCAUAGCGGCUGCAGUGUCUACAGAAAUUAAAGUUGACAACAUUGAAAUAGAAGAUGCCCGCUGGUUCAGUAGAGAACAGGUUGUGGAAGUCCUCAAUAAAAGGAACCAGAGUGCUUUUUUUGUGCCACCACAUCAAGCCAUUGCACACCAGUUGAUAAAGCACUGGAUUGGAAUGAAUGCAAGUCUUUAAAUCCAAGGAAUUGAUUUGUCUAUCUUAUCUCACAACUUCCUGAGGCUACUAAUACGUUGGCAUUAAACUCAAUAUAAUUAAUCACCCAGCAUUGUAAGCUACCAUUAUUUUGGAGGUUUAAUCUAGUAACCUCCCUAAAUAUAGCUGCACACAUGGUACGUUUCUGAAAUUUUCCAAGGUCUGUUCGUUCCUAGAUUUCCAGGAAAACAGUGAGCCCUUUCUCACAAUCCAUGAGAAGGGCUUGACAAGGCACGGGGAGGAAACCUUGAAAAGCUUACCUCCCCCACGGACAAUCCUCUCCUCGUUCUUGGGCGUGUAGAUUGGCCGUCCAGAUGAUUGCCAGCUUCUGCUGGCAGCAGAGAGGUUUGGGGACCGGGAGGCCCCCGGAACUCCCAUAAUGCUCUGUGUGAGUGCACGGUGCGUUAUGGGGAGUUUCGUGACGCCAACCGGGAGGCUGCUGGUGUGUGGGUGCCAUGCAGAGCCGCAUGGCACCAACACACGAUCAGUUAACCUAACAGCCAGGGCUCCCUUGCCGGUUUGCCCCCAGUUUUGCCUGCGCGUGAGAACAGCCUCAAUGUUUUGCAUUCACCUGAGUCAUGAUUUUGAUUUGUUGUCAUACAUUUUAUUGAUUGCUGACUGGUUUAACUUUCUGAAUCUGAUGCUUUGUUGGAGGAAUUGAACCAAGGACUAUUUCAGGAUGCACACUUCUAGCCCAAAUGACUCCCUGCUAAAGCCACUCAGCAAUUUCUCAGAAUCAGAGCCGAGCAAAAUAUGCUUUCUCUAGGCUGACAAAGGAUUAGGAAGGCUAAUGCUUCUGUUUAUUGGAACAGGCAUGUAAUACUAGCACGUGGAUACCUGUAUUUUGGGAUUUGUUUUUGUUUUUAAAGAAAGAAGCAUUAACACAAAGAACGCGUGAGAAAGAUGAUGUGUAAUCAGCAAAGUGUCCUCCAAGCGAUAGGGCCAGUGUGGUGUAGCAGACGGCGGAUCAGGCUAGGACCAGAGAAACCAAAUUCAAAUCCUCAAUCGGCCACAAAAGUGACUUUAGGUCAGCCACUAUUGCUCAACAUAAUCUACCUCAUAGGGCCAUUGUGAGGAUAAGAUCUGGGAGAGGGGGACAGAAAGACCCUUGUGUGCUGCCCUGAAUUUCUAGAGGGUGAGGUAGGAUAAAAAUUGAAACAAACAAUAUAUUCUCAGACUUCAGUGUCCACUGUAUGCAGCAAAAGCUUCUUUGAAUAGUUACUCACAGGACAGUGCUUGGGAUUACUGCACACAGAAUAACACACCAUUUGUUCCUCCAUGUUAUUACUGCUGGCAUGGGCUUGGACUGUACAUUUACAGCAACUGUGAGCAAAAUACGAGUUGGGGGAAGCAAGUGACUGCAGCUCUGUCGCCAUCCUUGCCCUGGAGAGGAGAGCUGGUCUUGAGGUAGCAACCAUGACUGGUCCCCUUAGCUAAGCAGGGUCCACCCUGGUUGCAUAUGAAUGGGAGACUAGAAGUGUGAGCACUGUAAGAUAUUCCCCCUCAAAGGAUGGAGCUGCCCUGGGAAGAGCAGAAGGUUCCAAGUACCCUCCCUGGCUUCUCCAAGAUAGGGCUGAAAGAGAUACCUGCCUGCAACCUUGGAGAAGCCACUGCUAGUCUGAGAAGACAGUGCUGAGAUAGAUAGACCAAUGAUCUGACUCGGUAUAUGGCAGGUUCCUAUGUUCCAGGUGUGUAGUAUUUUAAGCCUGCCAAAGAUUUGGCCCAUCAAAAAUUUGAUACUUGGUAUAGGAUUGUCAGCUUUUCACUGUGCCUUUUCAAAGCAAUAUUUCUAGUAUUUGCAAAUGCUACUUCUCAUAGGGGAAGCAGAAUAUACCGUGUUAGUUCUGUGACUGACUGUAUAACCCUGUAUAACCUUCAAAGUGGCACUCUGGCAAAAAUCCUAUUAAAGUGACUAUAUUACGGUA